This is a messenger RNA of Paraphaeosphaeria sporulosa, 1914 nucleotides long. RefSeq names its product 2-isopropylmalate synthase. The transcript is spliced from 3 exons. Gene Ontology annotation, cellular component: mitochondrion. NCBI's taxonomy places the organism in Eukaryota, Fungi, Ascomycota, Dothideomycetes, Pleosporales, Didymosphaeriaceae. Gene Ontology annotation, molecular function: 2-isopropylmalate synthase activity. Gene Ontology annotation, biological process: L-leucine biosynthetic process. The coding region runs from base 1 to 1914 and encodes 637 amino acids. The record is from RefSeq and is a predicted model, not a curated record.
AUGCCGAUGCUCCAGGAGCCGUGGAAGAAGUACCAUGCGUUCAAGCCGCUGAACCUGCCGGAUCGCUCCUGGCCGAGCAAGACCAUUGACAAGCCGCCGCGGUGGCUGUCAACGGACCUGCGCGACGGCAACCAGAGCUUGGUCGACCCCAUGGACGGCGAGCAAAAAUGGGCCUACUUCCAGAUGCUCGUCAAGCUCGGCUACAAGGAGAUCGAAGUCUCCUUCCCCUCCGCCUCCCAGACCGACUUCGACUUCACACAGCGCCUGAUCCGAACCCCCGGCAUCGUCCCCGACGACGUCUGGGUGCAGGUCCUCUCGCCAUGCCGCAAGGAGCUCAUCCGCCGCACCGUCGACUCUCUCAAGGGCGCCAAGAAGGCCAUCCUCCACCUGUACCUCGCCACGUCGCCCUGCUUCCAGAACAUUGUCUUCAACAUGAACAACGAGGAGAGCAAGGCUCUGGCCGUCGAGUGCACAAAAUAUGCGAGGUCCAUCACAAAGGAUGACCCGGAGCAAGCUGGAACAGAAUGGGCAUACGAGUUCUCGCCAGAGACCUUCUCCGACACUUCACCCGAAUUCGCUGUCGAGGUAUGCGAGGCGGUCAAGGCAGCGUGGGAGCCCAGCGUGGAGAACCCCAUCAUCUUCAAUCUGCCCGCGACGGUUGAGAUGAGCACGCCCAACGUGUACGCAGACCAGAUCGAGUACUUUUGCAGGAAUAUCAGCGAGCGCGAGAAGAUUGCCGUCAGUCUGCACCCACACAACGACCGCGGCUGUGCGGUUGCCGCAGCAGAGCUGGCACAGAUGGCGGGUGCCGACCGGGUUGAGGGAACGCUGUUCGGCAACGGCGAGCGGACGGGCAACGUCGACUUGGUAACACUGGCUCUGAACCUGUACACACAGGGCAUCCACCCGGGCAUCGACUUCUCCGACAUCACAUCCGUCAUUGACAUGGUCGAGUCGUGCAACAAGAUCCCAGUACAUCCCCGGCAACCCUACGGUGGCCAGCUGGUUGUGUGUGCCUUCAGCGGAUCCCACCAAGACGCUAUCAAGAAAGGGUUCGCGAAGCGGAAACAGGAAGGCGCUACAAACGAGAGCCGCUGGCAGGUUCCCUACCUCCCGCUCGACCCACAGGACAUUGGUCGUACUUACGAAGCUAUCAUACGCGUCAACUCGCAGAGCGGCAAAGGCGGUGUGGCCUGGAUCAUCCAGCGCCAACUGGAGCUCGAUCUUCCCCGAGGCCUGCAGAUUGCCUUUUCCAAGAUUGUUCAGCGCGAAACCGAUAUGCUCGGCCGCGAGCUCCUCCCUACCGAAAUCACCAAGCUGUUCGAAAAGGCCUACCACCUCAAGCACAACCCGCGCUUCGCCCUCGUGGACUACGACAUCACUGCCGACCGCUCCAAGUCGCCCGCACCUCCGGAGGCUGGCAAGACAGCAUCCUCACGCAACCUGCGGCGUCUGUUCCGCGGUGUCAUCGAAAUCGAUGGCCAGGAGCACCGCAUCCAGGGUACCGGAAACGGUGCCAUCAGUUCCCUUGCUGAUGCUUUGAGGAAUUUGGGCAUCGACCUCGACGUUGCUGAAUACAAGGAGCACACCAUCGGCUCAAACAAGGAUGCUAAGGCGGCAACGUACAUAGAGUGUACGGCGGCAGGCAGCAAACAGAGGGUAUGGGGCGUGGGUAUCCACCACGAUGUUGUCCAGGCUUCCCUGAUUGCGCUGCUCUCAGCGGCUUCUACCUUCCUAUCCUCAAGGCCUUCAUCACCGGUGCCUUUCCGCCCUAAGCGCUCCAACACGAACGAUCUCCCUAGCCCAGAAUCAAGUCCGGGGCGAAACAACGUCAGCAGCACGGACAGCAACAAAGAUGUAGAGGCGAGUCCGCUGGUAAGUCGUCUGGAGGCCAGCGUAAACGGAACGCAAUAA